AUGUCGUAUGGCCAAGGACUUAACUCAAAAGAACUAACAGAAGUAAUAAAGAAAGCAGAAGCACUAGCAAAGACCAGCAGAUCAUACACAGUUGAUCCUGUGCACGUUCUUUUGGUUUUGCUGUCUAGUGGGAGCUUAGCAAUAAAGAAAGCAAUAAAAGACAACGAAGAAAUAAAGAAGAGAGCACAAGAAUACAUAGACAAUGACCAGAAGGCGCCUGACCAUGUAACUCCUAAGAUAAACGAACAGGAGCUAGGAAGCCUUCUGAUCACUAGCAGAACCAUCGCACAGAAAGAAGGAAGCGAAAUAAAAGAGAUACACAUUCUGUACGGAACACUGAAAUCGCCCAGCAUACUUAAAAUACUCAGAGACAUAAAUGUGCAGGAAAUACUAGACAGAAUAGAAAAUGUAAAAGAGAGAGAAGAGUCGUCAAUAGAAGAGUUUGCAGUGGAUAUGGUGCAGCAGGCUAAAGACGGCCUCUUUGAUCCUGUGAUAGGAAGAGACAAAGAGAUCCGAUCGAUACUGGAAAUACUCACAAAAAAAAUCAAGUCAAAUGCCAUGCUACUAGGAGAGCCUGGAGUGGGAAAGACCGCAAUUGUCAACGGAUUAGCACAGCUGAUAGCAAAUGACCAGGCACCAUCUCUGGCAGGGUGCAGGAUAUACAGCGUGGAUCUAGGGGCUCUAGUUGCAGGCGCAAUGUACCACGGACAGUUUGAAGAAAGACUCAAAUCUCUCAUCAAAGCUGCAGAAGAGUCAAAAAGAAAAACAAUUUUAUUUAUUGAUGAGAUACACAUGGUCCUUGGAGCAGGAAAAACACAGGGAGCAAUGAAUGCAGCUAAUCUCCUUAAGCCAGGGCUUGCCUCAGGAGCCAUCAGAUGCAUUGGAGCAACUACCUUUGCAGAGUAUAAACAGUACGUAGAGAAAGACCCAGCAUUUGAAAGAAGGUUUAUAACGGUUUCUGUCCCAGAGCCUUCAGUUGAAGACACAGUCACGAUACUCCGCGGGCUAAGAGAGAGAUUCGAGUCGUACCACGGGCUGAGCAUUCUGAAUGAAACAUUGGAGUGCGCAGCUGAAAUGGGAGAGAGAUACCUAACAGGCGGGCACAUGCCAGACACAGCGAUUACUCUCCUGGAUGCAGCCUGCUCCUCUGUCAAAGUUGCCCUAGAAACUGAGCCUGCUGAAGUAAUGACGCUGAAAUCGAAAAUAUGGGCAGCAGAGAUAGAAAAACAAGCAAUACUCAUCGACACCACAAGAGACGAGAACAUAAAUAACGACGUAAGGCUCUCGAGAGUGGACGAAAAGAUAAGCAGUCUGUACAAUAAACUAAUACCGCUGGAAAAAGAGCACGGGGAGAGAAUGGAGCACAUUGUUAAAAGAAAAAGAUUUAGAACAAAAUUGGAGUCUCUAAAGACAAAACUAGCAGAAGCUGAGAGAACCAGGAAUACGUCACUUGCGUACGAUAUCAAGUCGUUUGCUAUCCCAGAGAUAGAAGAAGAGCUUAGCAAGCUGGGAGAAAAAGACAGCCAGAUAUGCAUACGCCCAGAGCACAUUGCAGAGAUGGUCUCAAGCAUAACGGGAAUACCCGCCAAAAGGCUUACGAAGUCCGAGAAUAAAAGAUUGCUGGAAUUAGAGGCCAGACUAGCAGCCAGAGUAGUAGGCCAGAAGGAGCCAAUAUCUGCGGUAACCAAUGCAAUUAUCAGAUCUAAGGCAGGAUUUGGUCGGGCUAGAAGGCCAAUUGGAUCAUUUUUGUUCCUGGGGCCAACAGGUGUGGGAAAGACACAACUUGCUAAAACACUGGCGUAUGAGCUAUUUGAUGAUGAGAAUGCAAUGGUGCGCAUAGACAUGAGCGAGUACAUGGAGCCGCACUCCGUCAGCAGGCUGAUAGGGGCACCUCCGGGGUAUGUAGGAUACGAGACAGGUGGGUAUCUGACUGAAAAGAUAAGAAAUAAGCCAUACAGCAUAAUACUGAUCGAUGAAAUAGAAAAAGCACACAAAAGAGUAUCGAAUGUGUUUUUGCAGGUGCUGGAUGAUGGACACUUAACAGAUGGACAAGGAAGAACGGUUGACUUCUCGAAUACGGUUAUUCUGAUGACUUCCAACCUGGGAUCAGAGGAGAUAAUGAACUCAAAUGGAGCCAUGGACAGAGAGCAUAUGCUGCAUGCAGCCAAAAGGUUCUUCCCACCAGAGUUUAUAAACAGGCUGGAUGGCGUGCAGAUAUUCAAGCCGCUCGAAAUGGACAAUCUGAUCGACAUAGUUGGCAUAUACAUGAAAGAGAUAAAUGCAAGACUGGGCAAACACAAGAUAGAUAUGGUUGUCACAGAGGAUGCCAUGAGAAAGAUAAUAGAAGAGUCGUAUACGCCGGAGUACGGGGCCAGGCCAAUGCAGAGAUUCAUUGAGCAGAGCAUUGUCACAGAUAUUUCCAAGAUAUAUCUAGGAUUUACCGAUAAUAAGCCGUGCGAGAUAACAGUUACAUCGGUGAACAGAGAAGUGCCAGCUGAUAUAGAGGCAAUAGAAGAGUCGGAGUACUUCAGGUACUAUCUCACACACAAAGAGUAG
This is a messenger RNA of Nematocida minor, 2556 nucleotides long. RefSeq names its product ATP-dependent Clp protease ATP-binding subunit ClpB. The record is from RefSeq and is a predicted model, not a curated record. Gene Ontology annotation, biological process: cellular response to heat. Gene Ontology annotation, molecular function: ATP hydrolysis activity; ATP binding. The coding region runs from base 1 to 2556 and encodes 851 amino acids. NCBI's taxonomy places the organism in Eukaryota, Fungi, Microsporidia. The transcript has a single exon. Gene Ontology annotation, cellular component: cytoplasm.